Messenger RNA from Herpailurus yagouaroundi (jaguarundi), 3138 nucleotides. It is a transcript of the gene CCDC68, whose product is annotated as coiled-coil domain containing 68. Gene Ontology annotation, cellular component: intracellular anatomical structure. The transcript is spliced from 12 exons. Bases 962 to 1969 code for a protein of 335 amino acids. Lineage: Eukaryota; Metazoa; Chordata; Mammalia; Carnivora; Felidae. Gene Ontology annotation, biological process: intracellular signal transduction. The record is from RefSeq and is a predicted model, not a curated record.
CUCUAAGCUGUCAGCCCAUGAACCGUGAGAUUAUGACCUGAGGCAAAGUCGGACAUUUAACCAACUUGAGCCACGCAGGCGCCCGGAAGAUGUUUCACUCUUGACAUUAAUAUUUGCGAAGAGACUACAUCUCCUUUGCUACCUGCUCUUCACAAAUGAUGCAUUUAGAGUGGGCGAAUUUUGAUGAUUGUUUUACUUAACAGUGAUAACUGAAGUACUCUCAAAAAUAUGAGUGCUUCCUAAUAACAUAUUUUAAUGGCACACUUAACGUAAAGCAUAUCAGAAAUUUCUAGCACUGCAAAAGCAUUGACCUUUGGUUUCCCUCUCUUAGGAAUCAGGAACCUUGAACAGCAGCUCAGUCAGAACCCCCACUCACCCUGCUUUGUGCGGACUACUACAGCAAAUGCAUUCUUAGGUUACACUUGACAAUUUAUGCUUAAAGAUCCUCUUAGAAGGAUUUCUCCGGUUGAGUAGAAACCCUUCUAGUCAAAGUUGGCAGAUUCUGUGAAACUCAAGAGAAGACAAUGUCUCUUCAUGCGUGGAAGUUACUGCUGACAUUACACUUUCCUGUUGGGGAAAAAAGAACAUUAAUAUAAUUUAAAGGUUGAUUUUAUUGAUGACUUGGAAUGCAAAGGAUUUUAUUUUUAAAAUUCUAAAAUUUGAAAGCAAGAUAGUUUAGAUUAAAUAAUGUAGUUUUCCAAAGCUGAAUGUGCUGAAUAGAACUCGUUUUUUUUUUUUUCUUCUUCUUCUUCUUUCUGCUUGAAAUACCGGAACAACUUGCUGAAAUCCCUUGGGUGAGAACACUGUGGUUUUGAUGAUCUGUGAUUGGAUGAAUUAAUCAGUCUCCACUGGGAAGCCAGGCUUAAUGUGAUGGAAACACUCUUGAACUUGGUGUCCAGAAGACAAAGUCUUGAGUUACAGCUCUGUUAGUUUUACUGUGACCUUGGAGCCAGAAUUCACAAUGACAACAGUAACCGUAACCACAGAGGUUCCCCCAAGGGGUAAAAUAGAAGAUAAUUCUGCCUUGUAUGAGUCCACAUCAGCUCAGAUUAUUGAAGAGACUGAAUAUGUGAAAAAGAUCCGAACUACUUUGGAAAAGAUCCGAAAUCAAAUUUUUAAAGACGAAGUAGGACGUAACAGCACAAAUCACAGACUAGAAACAAAGCGCUGCCCAAACAUUCACAGCGGCUCUGGUUCUGAAAUGGAUCCCUCGUAUUGCAGUUUGCAUCUGCUCGUGGAAAGGAUGAAAGGAAAAGACCUGAAGCUCUUAGAAAUGAACAAAGAGAAUGAAGUCUUGAAAAUCAAGCUGGAAGCUUCCAGAGAAGCAGGAGCGGCGGCUCUGAGAAACGUGGCACAGAGGUUAUUUGAAAUCUACCACACACAGUCGGAAGAAGUUAGAAAGAAACAUGAGGAUGAUAAACACUUCCUCAAGGUUAACAAACUUGAAAAGGAACAACAACUGAAACAACAUGUUGGAAAUCUGAAUCAAGUUGCUGAAAAGCUUGAAGAAAAACAUAAUCAAAUCACAGAGUUGGAGAACCUUGUACAGAGGAUGGAAAAGGAAAAGAGAACACUGCUAGAAAAAAAACUGUCUUUGGAAAACAAGCUGCUGCAACUCCAAUCCAACGCUACAUAUGCUAAAAGUUGCCACGAUCUUCAAAUGGAAAUUGCCCUCCUGCAGGAGCAGACCUCUCAUCUACAGUUUGUGAUUCAUUCCCAACAUCAGAACCUGCGCCGCGUCAUCCAGGAGAUGGAAGGAUUAAAAACUAAUUUGAAAGAACAAGAUAAAAGGAUUGAAAAUCUGAAAGAAAAAGUUAACAUACUUGAAGCCCAGAAUAAAGAACUAAAAACCAAGGUGGCACUUUGGUCUGAAACUCCUAGAACAACAGUAUCCAAGGGUGUCUCUACAAGUGAAUUGAAGACUGAAGGCACUACGCCCUAUCUGAUGUUGAUCAGGCUCCAGAAAUGAGCUGACUAGCUGAAGAUCUCAAUAAGAAAGAUCACUAUGUGGGUCUUAUUUAUUCCUUGAAACACAGACUAAAUGUGCAAGUUAAAAUGGCUCACUGGCAGUAUUCAAUGGGAUUUAUUAUACGUCAACGGCUCUGCAGGAAGAGGACACUCCAGAAAAUCAAACAAAUGUAUAUUCAAGGCAAGGAACUCUUCCUUCAAAACUUACUGAAUGGGUGAAGAGACCUGGGGCAUUUGAUGGAAGAUGAAUUUUGCUUUAAACUUCAAAGAGAAUCUGAAUAUUUUUUGCAGAUUUUUGCUGAAGUGAGUGGUUUAAGGUUGUCAACUAUAACCUUCUGAUACUGGUUUUUAUGUAUAUAAAUGGAAGAGUGUAUGUACAUGUGUGUGAAUAAAUGAUAUAUUUUAAAGUUAACUUUGAAUAACAAGAAAUAUCCUAACAUGAAUUUAUAAAUUCAUCUCCUGACCUAUCGUUAGUAAGAGAGUUAUUCUCUAUGGCAUUAUGGGCAGAAGAAGUAGGUUCUUUUUAGCUAAUUCCCCAAUCUAUGCAGCCCUCCAUUGCUAAGCAUCACGGCAUUUUACCGCACCUCUGGAAGCCAUUGUUCUUCAGCUGGGACUGAGAAUUGGUUGCGAGAGAUAACCCACAAGUAAGCAUGAAGAAAUGCAGUUUGUGACUCUGACCUGGUGCCUAAUUUUCUUUAUAAGAUUCAUUGUAUUAGCUAAGAAAAUAUUUGGGGGAAAGAAUAGGAACACAAUGCCGUCAGCUCACACCUUCACAAAAAUACGUGUAUUGUGGGUUAAGAGGAACAGUGGCUACUGUCUAUAGCUGGGAAGAUUCUCAAUCCAUCGUAUGUCCAGUGCCUUGGUGAAAGUGUGCUUGCAUUUUGAUACAGGCAUUCAUCACAGGUGAGUUUGUGCUUGCUAUGAGGAAAACCAGGCUCUAAUUUGUAGAAGUGCAAACGGGCUAACAGGAUAGAAGGCACUUGCACUAAAUGAAUAAUGGGCAGACUUAGCCCUGCUGAAGGGUGAAUUACUUGUAAGCCUUUUGAUUAUCCUCUCUGGUGUACGACUGUAAACAUUUUCUCAGGAAAGCUGCUUCAAGCCUUUCAAUGUGGAAUGUGAAAUAUCAGUAUUAUCUAUGAAAUAUUUAAAAAUACAUUCAAAUGAGAUUAA